Molecule: messenger RNA, 2013 nt
Organism: Hirundo rustica (Barn swallow)
Lineage: Eukaryota; Metazoa; Chordata; Aves; Passeriformes; Hirundinidae
Gene: KCNS2
Product: potassium voltage-gated channel modifier subfamily S member 2
Exons: 2
Coding region: 144-1682 (512 amino acids)
Biological process (GO): potassium ion transmembrane transport; regulation of delayed rectifier potassium channel activity; protein homooligomerization
Cellular component (GO): membrane; voltage-gated potassium channel complex
Molecular function (GO): voltage-gated potassium channel activity; protein binding
Source: RefSeq, a predicted model, not a curated record
GCUCAGGGCGAGGUCAGGUGCGCAGGGAUUGCCACGAUCAGGCUUCUCCCCGAGAAACCCGGCCUCACCUCGGGCUCAGCAACAGAGGGGAGAUUCCUUCCCAUCCGCCUGCAGCGUGGGCAGGGACACUGCCAUCGCUGACCAUGUCGCUGGACGCUAUUCCAUGUGCUAGCACGAGAAGUCUGCCCACCAAGAGCAGCAGCGUGAGGAGGUUUUCAUUCCCUACCCACCUUUGGAAGGAGCUCACUAUGACAGGGCAGAGUCUGAGGACUUUAUCUGAAGCGAAUUUUGAAGACAAUGAAAUCAGCAUCAACGUUGGAGGCUUUAAGAAAAAGAUGAGAUCCAACACAUUAUUAAGGUUCCCUGAGACCAGGCUGGGCAAAUUGCUGAGCUGCCACUCAAAGGAGUCGAUACUGGAGCUUUGUGAUGACUAUGAUGACACCAAGAAUGAAUUUUAUUUUGAUAGGAACCCCGAGCUCUUUCCUUACGUGCUACAUUUUUAUAACACUGGCAAGCUCCAUGUGAUGGGUGAACUCUGUGUGUUUUCUUUCAGCCAGGAGAUUGAAUACUGGGGAAUCAAUGAAUUCUUUAUAGACUCCUGCUGCAGUUAUAGCUACCAUGGGAGGAAAAUGGAGCCAGACCAAGAGAAAUGGGAGGAACAAAGUGACCAGGAAAGUACGACAUCUUCUUUUGAUGAGAUUUUGGCAUUCUACAACGAUGCCUCUAAAUUUGACAAACAGCCCUUUGGAAACAUCAGGAGGCAGCUCUGGCUUGCUUUGGAUAAUCCUGGGUACUCAGUUUUAAGCCGCAUCUUCAGUGUGCUUUCAAUAGUGGUGGUGCUGGGCUCCAUUGUGACCAUGUGCCUGAACAGCCUCCCAGACUUUCAGAUUGUUGAUAGCAAUGGGAACCCUGAGGAAGACCCUCGCUUUGAAAUCGUGGAACAUUUUGGUAUUGCAUGGUUCACUUUUGAACUGGUGGCGAGAUUUGCAGUAGCUCCUGACUUUUUAAAAUUUUUCAAGCAUGCCCUGAAUUUGAUUGACCUUAUGUCUAUACUUCCAUUUUAUAUUACAUUAAUUGUCAACUUGGUGGUGGAAAGUAGUCCGACUUUAGCAAAUUUAGGCAGAGUUGCACAAGUCCUGAGACUCAUGAGGAUCUUCCGCAUAUUAAAGCUUGCUAGACACUCCACAGGUCUCAGGUCUCUCGGAGCCACCCUGAAGUAUAGCUACAGAGAGGUAGGGCUUCUUCUUCUCUACCUCUCUGUUGGCAUUUCCAUUUUCUCAGUAGUGGCUUACACCAUUGAGAAAGAAGAGAAUGAGGAGUUAGCCACUAUCCCUGCUUGUUGGUGGUGGGCCACUGUUAGCAUGACCACAGUUGGCUACGGGGAUGUGGUGCCAGGGAGCACUGCUGGCAAAUUGACGGCAUCUGCAUGCAUCCUAGCUGGUAUCCUAGUGGUAGUGCUUCCCAUUACACUCAUCUUUAAUAAAUUCUCCCACUUCUAUAGGCGUCAGAAGCAGUUAGAGAGUGCCAUGAGAAGCUGUGAUUUUGGUGAUGGCAUGAAAGAAGUUCCAUCUGUCAACUUAAGGGACUACUAUGCUUAUAAAGUCAAAUCCCUUAUGGCCAGUCUGACCAAUAUGAGCAGGAGUACCCCCAGUGAGUUGAGUCUGAAUGAUUCACUGCAUUAGUGUACAAGUCUGACAGCAGUUUGCAUGAGAGCUAUCAAGAGCUAUGUUUAUAAAUGUUUUUCUAUUUGUCUCUUUUUUUUUCCCUAGAAGAUAGUGUUGCUGACACUGCACUUUGCACUUGAGAAACUAAAGACAUUUCUAUUACAAGUUAACAGUUUGCACAUUUUCAUCCAGUUUCAUAAGUACUAAAUGCUGACUUUUCCAUACAAGUGUUACCACUUCCAUGACAUUAGUGCUAGUGCUAUAGUGAUGAUCUUUUCUCAUCUGAGCAGAGAAAGGAAUGUACCCAAGUGGAAUAAAAAUUCUCAGCUGCAACACGAGUAAUGAAAAA